CGACUCAUUAUUAUGAAUUGAACUGUUCAAACACGUAUAACAAUAUUGUCUGUAAUAAUAUCUCUCCAAAAUGCAGUGUAUUAAAGUCACGAUUUCAUCACUCCUAUUAGCAGUGCUAAUAGUUUUAUGUAUGCUUCAAAUGGCGUCAGCCGGAUAUAACUUUGGGUACGGUGUGAAUGACCCGUCGACCGGUGACAUUAAGGACCAACAGGAGACAAAGAAUGGCGAUCAGCUGACGGGCUACUACAGGCUGCUGGAUUCCGACGGUUUGGUCAGAACAGUCAACUAUCAAUCGCAUCCAUUGACUGGUUUCACGGCUCAGGUUAACAGAGACCCGAUCGGUAUGGAGGGCCAGGCUAAAUACAGGUCAGCGGAGGCUGUAGCAGCGGAGCCACAAAAGUCAUGGCCUGCAAUUCCACGCACACCCCUUAUACCCACCGCCCCAAUCGCACGUUUCGACGAUGGAAUGGCGUAUGGACCUCCAGAAGGUUACCCACAAUGGUAGACGUCUAUUGAUAUUAUUAUCAUUCAGAGAUCGUGCUUAACCCAUAUUAUGUCGCAGUUUAGUAAAUCAUACCUAAUCACUUUAACAUUGUAAGUUGUGUGUAAUAAUAAUACUUUAUAUAAUUUGUUUUUGUCUUUUUUUCACUAUUCUAAAAAAUACACAAUAAUAUGUUGUUUGCUAUUUAAA
Rhopalosiphum padi (bird cherry-oat aphid) is the source of this 691-nucleotide messenger RNA. RefSeq names its product larval cuticle protein A3A-like. The record is from RefSeq and is a predicted model, not a curated record. The transcript is spliced from 2 exons. Gene Ontology annotation, cellular component: extracellular matrix. Lineage: Eukaryota; Metazoa; Arthropoda; Insecta; Hemiptera; Aphididae. Bases 71 to 505 code for a protein of 144 amino acids.